Atta colombica is the source of this 1755-nucleotide messenger RNA. RefSeq names its product cysteine desulfurase, mitochondrial (gene Nfs1). The record is from RefSeq and is a predicted model, not a curated record. The transcript has 11 exons. Lineage: Eukaryota; Metazoa; Arthropoda; Insecta; Hymenoptera; Formicidae. The coding region runs from base 194 to 1543 and encodes 449 amino acids. Gene Ontology annotation, cellular component: cytosol; mitochondrion; nucleus. Gene Ontology annotation, biological process: [2Fe-2S] cluster assembly. Gene Ontology annotation, molecular function: pyridoxal phosphate binding; cysteine desulfurase activity.
UGUAAAUUGUAACCCCUCCGGCAGCCAAUCGGUGUACAAAAACGUUCAUAUUGUUGUGAUUCGUUUCGCACUUCGCUCCCCUGUUAUUUGGACACGACAAUUAACUGAUACGGUGCUGUUGUUGCGAGGUUAGAACAUGCGAGUUCUGGAAAUACGUGGAUCACCUUCAUGAGAACAGUUAUAGACAAUUAGGAUGUUUCGAUCAACAAGGAAUUUGAUCAUUGCGCUGCAACGUGCGAAGGAUUGCCGUUUACAUACGUGCAGUCAACGGUUAUCGGAGGUUGCCGAAUAUGAAUCUCCUAUCACGGACGAUUAUAAAAAGGGUCCGAUGGAGGGUAGGGCCCUUUACUUGGAUGCUCAAGCCACUACUCCAUUGGAUCCCCGAGUGUUAGAUAAAAUGAUGCCGUAUCUGACAGUAUACCAUGGUAAUCCACAUUCCAGAACUCAUAUGUAUGGUUGGGAAUCAGAAGCAGCAGUUGAGCAUGCUCGUCAGCAAGUCGCAGAUCUAAUAGGAGCGGACAAGAAGGAAGUGAUAUUUACAUCUGGGGCAACAGAAUGUAAUAAUAUUGUUGUAAAAGGUGUAGCCAGGUUCUACAAAUCCAAGAAAACUCAUAUUGUGACAACCCAGACAGAACACAAGUGCGUACUGGAUUCAUGUAGAGCCCUGGAAGCUGAAGGAUUUGAUGUAACAUACAUUUCUGUAAAAUCAAAUGGUCUUAUUGACCUCAAUGAACUGGAAGCAGCCAUUAGGCCAUCUACAUCACUAGUUUCUGUAAUGAUGGUAAAUAAUGAGAUUGGCGUUAAACAGCCUAUUGAAGAAAUUGGUACCAUUUGUAGGAAGAAAAAGGUCUUUUUCCACACAGAUGCUGCGCAAGCCAUAGGCAAAGUGCCAAUUGAUGUUAACGCUAUGAAUAUUGAUCUAAUGUCUAUCAGUGGUCAUAAGUUGUAUGGUCCAAAAGGUAUUGGAGCCCUAUACGUUAGAAGAAGGCCGCGAGUGCGCGUAGAACCAUUGCAAAGCGGUGGCGGACAAGAAAGAGGGAUGAGAAGCGGUACUGUACCAGCACCUUUGGUUGUAGGGUUGGGUGCCGCUUGUGAAUUAGCGCAGACAGAAAUGGACUAUGAUCACAGAUACAUCAACACGCUGUCGAAUCAUCUGAUUGAAAAGAUAACGUCAAAUUUGCGGCAAGUCGUGCGAAACGGAGAUCCCAUAGCCUGGUAUCCUGGCUGCGUGAAUCUGUCGUUCGCCUGCGUAGAAGGUGAAUCGUUAUUAAUGGCUUUGAAGGACGUGGCAUUGAGCAGCGGUUCGGCUUGUACCAGCGCGAGCUUGGAACCCAGCUACGUGCUCAGAGCAAUCGGUGCCUCGGAAGAUUUGGCACAUUCCAGUAUCAGGUUCGGCAUCGGACGAUUUACAACGUUCGAGGAAGUCGAUUACACCGCGGACAAUACGAUACAACAUGUAAAGCGACUUCGGGAGAUGAGCCCACUAUGGGAGAUGGUGGAAGAUGGUAUCGACUUGAAGACUAUCAAAUGGACUCAGCACUAGUGCCUGGUUAUCGUGUAACCUUUACAAAUUUAAAUAGAUAUCUGACAGUUUAUUGCACGCAGUUUGGAUUCAGCAGGAAAUAGGCCAGUAAUAAACGAAAUCAAGUUCUAUGGAAUCCCAUGGCAAUUUGCAUGCAACUUGAUGAUCAAUAAAGGGAAAACGAAGAAAAUAAGGCAGAAUUUUCCAAAGUGAUUGCGUAUAUUUCCCGUUAC